UGUGAUUCUAUAUAUAAGCAUACCUGCAACUAAAGCAAUGGCACUAUAAAAUUCUCACUGUUACAUUGCCUUCUGCAAUGGAAACCCAUAUGCCCAUUAUGUCUUGAGCUUGUCUUUAUUUCUCUCUUUUCUUUUUCUUCUUUGAAAUUUUACCCUUUUCGACAUUCUGUUGUGAUCAUGGCCAAAAGUUGCAGAAUUACGGUGGUUUCUUCAAUUUUGUUUGCCAAUGUAAUUAGUUUAGCCAUGGCUUCUGUUGUGUCAGUUGGAGAUUUUAACAAGGACUUUUAUAUUACAUGUUCUCCAAAUCAUGUGAACACAUCAAAAGAUGAACAUGAGAGAAGCCUGAUCCUUGAUCAGUCAUCCGGCUCCGGUUUCGCCUCAAAUGACAUGUUCCUAUUCGGACAGAUAGACAUGCAAAUCAAGCUGGUUUCUGGCCAUUCAGCGGGCACAGUUGUUGCAUACUAUUUGACAUCGGAUCAACCAAACCGUGAUGAAUUGGACUUCGAAUUUUUGGGUAAUGUAACAGGGCAACCAUAUAUCUUGCAAACAAACAUUUUUGCAGAUGGGUUCGAUAAUAGAGAGGAGAGGAUGUAUCUAUGGUUUGACCCAACCAAGGAUUUCCACACUUACUCAAUCCUAUGGAAUCUUCAUCAGAUUGUUUUCAUGGUAGAUUGGGUUCCUAUCAGAGUGUAUAGGAACCAUGCAGACAAGGGGGUUCCCUUCCCUAGAAGGCAGCCUAUGAGCAUUAAGGCAAGUCUAUGGAAUGGGGAUAGUUGGGCAACAAGAGGUGGGCAUGACAAGAUAGAUUGGUCUAAGGGGCCUUUCAUUGCCUCAUUUAGGAAUUACAAGAUCGAUGCAUGUGUUUGGAGAGGGAAUGCAAGGUUUUGCAGGACAGAUAGUGAAACCAAUUGGUGGAACAAAGAGAGGUUUAGCACUCUCAAUUGGAGGCAAAGAAAGCUCUUCAAAUGGGCAAUAAAGUAUCACCUCAUUUACGAUUACUGCAAAGACAAUAAGAGAUUCAACAACAUUCUUCCUAAAGAGUGCUCUCUCCCCAAGUAUUGAUGCAUACAAGCCUAGGCAUAUUCAUAUUCUCCCCUCCUUUUUUUUUUCUUGUUUUGUUUUCCCAAUUAUUGGUUUUGUGUGUUGA
Messenger RNA from Amborella trichopoda, 1147 nucleotides. RefSeq names its product xyloglucan endotransglucosylase/hydrolase 10 (gene XTH10). Gene Ontology annotation, cellular component: cell wall; apoplast. The record is from RefSeq and is a predicted model, not a curated record. Lineage: Eukaryota; Viridiplantae; Streptophyta; Magnoliopsida; Amborellales; Amborellaceae. Gene Ontology annotation, molecular function: xyloglucan:xyloglucosyl transferase activity; hydrolase activity, hydrolyzing O-glycosyl compounds. Gene Ontology annotation, biological process: xyloglucan metabolic process; cell wall biogenesis.